GGUCGUAUAUAAGACGACCCUUCGCUCUUCCCGGAGACAAACCUAGAGAACAUCAAUACUUUAGCUUCACUUCUGGCGUCAAUACCAAAGCACAAUUCGACAGUCCCACCGACAAUCUACACCCUUCCAACCAUGGCUCAGACCUCCAACCACGAAAAUGACAAAGUCAUUAUCAACACCGCCGCCAAAGAUGUUCCCUUCUACACGCCCGUCCAAGAUCCCCCCGCCGGGACGCCGUGGGAUGUCCAGCCGGAGGGCACCAUCUUCUCUCCUCUGAAACUCAGGGGCUUGACCCUGCGCAACCGAAUCAUCGUCUCUCCCAUGUGCCAGUACUCGGCCAAGAACGGCUACGUAACCCCGUGGCACAGACAGCAUCUCGGCAGCUUUACGGCGCGCGGCCCCGCCCUGGUUAUCACCGAGGUCCACGCCGUGUCGCCCGAGGGCCGCAUCAGUCCGCAGGACGCCGGCAUCUGGGAGGACGGCCAGAUGGCCCCGCUCAAGGAGAUUGUCGACUUUGCCCACAGCCAGAACAGCCGCAUGGCGAUCCAGAUGGGCCACGCCGGACGCAAGGCGAGCACUGUUGCGCCCUGGCUGGACCGCAAGGCCGUUGCCGUCAAGGAGGCCGAUGGUUGGCCUGAUAAAGUGGUUGCACCGAGCGCCAUCCCCUUCGGUCCCGAAACUCUCGUCCCUAGGGAGAUGACCAAGGAUGACAUCAACAAGUUUAAGCAGGAUUGGGUUGCGGCCGUGAAGAGGGCCCUUCAAGUCGGAUUCGAUGCCAUCGAAGUCCAUGCCGCCCACGGCUACCUCCUGAACUCGUUCCUCUCUCCGGCAUCCAACCAGCGCACUGACGAGUACGGCGGCUCGUUUGAGAACCGCACCCGGCUCCUAGUUGAAGUCGUCGAGCUCACUCGCCAGAUCGUCCCGGCCGACUUCCCCCUCUUGGUCCGCAUGCCCGGCACCGACUAUCUCGACUUCGACCCCUCGCUGCCUCAGUGGCACAUUGAAGAGGCCGGAAAGCUAGCCAAGAUCCUCUCUGAUAAGGGAGUCGACUUUCUGGACAUCUCUGGCGGUGGCCUCGACCACAGACAGCAGAUUGCCCCUGGUCCCGGAUACCAAGUCCCCUAUGCCGCUGCCGUUAAGAAAGCCGUCGCAGGAACACCCACCUUUGUCAGCGCUGUUGGCAACAUUACAUCAGGGAAGCAAGCGUCAGGGUAUCUAGACGACGGCUCCGUUGAUGCCGUCUUGGUCGGCCGAGAGUUCCUCAGGGACCCGAACUUGGUUUGGCACUGGGCCGACGAGCUUGAGAUCGACAUCCACGUUCCGGCACAAUAUGGUUGGGGCUUCGGCAUGACCCGCACGCACCGACACAGGAAGCAUUAAGCAUCUUCACAUAAAACAAUUUUGGUUUUUUCUAGCCUAACUUAAUGUCAUCAAAUACACCAAAGGAACAUAAUAGUAGUAAACAAUGAGCGCACGAAUUUAGUACCACACAGUGCCAGCAGAUACCUCUG
This is a messenger RNA of Ilyonectria robusta, 1511 nucleotides long. RefSeq lists its product as uncharacterized. The transcript has 6 exons. Lineage: Eukaryota; Fungi; Ascomycota; Sordariomycetes; Hypocreales; Nectriaceae. The coding region runs from base 133 to 1380 and encodes 415 amino acids. The record is from RefSeq and is a predicted model, not a curated record. Gene Ontology annotation, cellular component: intracellular anatomical structure. Gene Ontology annotation, molecular function: NADPH dehydrogenase activity; NADP binding; FMN binding.